Messenger RNA from Mercenaria mercenaria, 4362 nucleotides. RefSeq lists its product as uncharacterized. NCBI's taxonomy places the organism in Eukaryota, Metazoa, Mollusca, Bivalvia, Venerida, Veneridae. The transcript has 3 exons. The annotation marks the transcript as partial. Gene Ontology annotation, biological process: telomere maintenance; DNA repair. The record is from RefSeq and is a predicted model, not a curated record. Gene Ontology annotation, molecular function: DNA helicase activity.
AUGAAGUGGCCAAUUAAGCCAAAGGAGUUGGAACUUUUCUCAUUAGAAGAGCGUUUAAUUGCUUUACGUAUACCAUUUAUGCAAUUAAGAGAACUCCCAAGAGGUCGCCAGUUGUCAAUUAAAGGAAAUGUUGUAAAUGUACCUGUUGAUAUUCAACCUGUUGUAAAUGCAUUACCAAGACCUUUUGAUGAAAAUGUAACGGUACCAGUAAAAUUAAAGAAAAAAAUGUCUUUUAAGUCAUGUGCUUUCUCUGAAAAUGUUAGAUCCCACAAAGUACUUGUUGCUUUACAUUGGUUCACGAAAAACAGUGAUCUUUAUAAAAAUGCUAAUGUUGAAAUUGAUGAGCAUUGGAUCGAAAGCAUAACAGCAAACACUAAUGAGAUAUUGAAUGAAUUCUUGGAGUCGCAAGUGAAAAGUUUAAAGAAUACCAGAUAUGAAGACUUUGACUCUUGUAUGGCUGACCUUCUGGAGGAGUAUAAAAACGACCAAAAUUACAGCACUUCCUUGCGAUCCUGUUUUCAAACAUUAAUAAAUCAUGCAUCAAAUCUUGACGUCGAGGACUUUGAAAAUGUUUCUGGUGAAAUUCUUGACCAUUAUACAUGUGAAGAAAAAUCAAAAUAUCAGACUUCAGACAGUACAGGUAAUAGUGAAGAGCUGUAUGAUUCAGAUGCAGAAGAAGUCACACAGGAAAAUGUUGGAAAUAUUGACACUUUACUAGACGAUGCCAACCUUGAAAAUCGAAACAUGACAUUUACAUUUGUACCAGGGGAAGGUCAACAACCACUUAGCAUAUUUCAAGACAGCGAUUCAGAAUAUCUUUGUUUCCCAAGCAUAUUUUGUGGUAAAAGGCGUCUUCAAAACGAAGCAAGAAUUGUGCCAGUAAAUUAUAGUGAUAUUGCAAAGUGGGAAUUAAGAAGUCAAGACAGAAGGGCUGCUAAUUGUGUGCCAAAUAUUUUCUUCAAACUAAAAAAGAUACAAAUGAAGCAGCUGAAUGAUAAAGCCAACCUUGCUGUUAGAAGAUGUCAAACAGGUACAAGUAAAAUGACAGCAGCUCAAGUAGUAAACUCUGAAAACAUUGAUAAUAUUGUCAAAAAUGAUGAAGGUUACUAUUUAUUUAAACAACUUAGAAAUUCACCUGCUUAUUUGGAAUCUCGAAAGAAAGAUGUAUAUGCAAUGCUAAGACAGUUAGGUAUGCCAACAUGGUUCAUGUCAUUGUCUUCUGCUGACACUAGAUGGAUUGAUCUUUUGAAAAUGUUAGCUACUUUAAAUGAUAAGGUCAACUAUUCUGAUGAGCAAAUUGAAGGAAUUUCAUGGGAACAAAAGAUUAAACUUAUUCAGUCAGAUCCAGUCACUUGUUCUAGAUAUUUUGACCACAGAGUACAAGAGUUUAUUAAUACAGUUCUUAAGAGUGAGCACAAACCACUUGGAGAAAUUGCUGAUUAUUUUUACAGAGUUGAAUUUCAGCAGCGUGGGUCUCCACACAUUCACAUGAUUGUAUGGGUAAAGAAUGCACCAAAAUACAAUGUGGAUUCCAUUAAUGAUUUGAUCGCAUAUGUGGAUCAGUUUUUGACAUGUUCUAUCAAUAAUCCAGCUGUUGGUUCUCUUGUAGAAAUUCAAACUCACAAACAUUCUAGAACUUGUAGAAAAAGAAUAGAUAGAAUUUGUCGGUUUGGUUAUCCACUACCACCUCUUCCCAGGACUAUGAUUUUGAACCCUCUUGAAACUGACAGAGACAAGUACCAUAAAUUAUAUCAACAAUUACAGAAAAAAAUGAAUGAUGAGAAAGAUGGAUACAGUAUGUCAUAUGACAACUUUUUGACAAAUGUUGUACAAAUGAGUGAGGAAGAUUACAUCAAAUGUAUCAGAAGUUCAUUGAAUUCACCAAAGGUAUUUUUGAAACGUAAUCCAAGUGAAAUACGUGUGAAUUUAUAUAAUGAACAUGUGUUGAAAGGUUGGAGGGCAAAUGUAGACAUACAGUUUGUGCUAGAUCCUUAUGCCUGUGCAAUGUAUAUAGUGUCAUAUAUUAGUAAGUCUCAAAGAGGUAUGAGUAAUUUGUUACAUGCAGCUGCCAAAGAAGCAAGGAAUGGGAACUUGGAUAUCAAAAGACAAGUGAGACAUAUUGGAAAUGUGUUUUCAAAUAGCGUUGAAGUUAGUGCUCAAGAGGCAGUUUAUUUGGUCCUUCAAAUGCCCUUAACCAAAAGCACAAGAGAUGUCGUGUUUAUUAAUACAUCUACUCCAAAUGAAAGGGUGCAGUUAUUGAAACCUGUGUCCAUACUUGAAAAUUUGCCAGCUGAAUCAACAGAUAUAAUGUCAGACAAUGUUAUUAAAAGAUACUCAAAAAGGCCGAAAGUAUUGCAGCAUUAUUGUUUAGCAGAUUAUGUGUCACAGUUUGAAGUGAUUUAUCCAGAUGGAAAUGGAGACUCCAAUGAAAGAAAUGAUGAUGAAGAUAAUAUGGAAAUAACAGAUGAUGAGGAAUUAGAGGAAAUUGAAACAGUUUUAACUUUGAAAAGUGGAAUCAAAAUCAGACGUCGUCAAAACUCAAAAGAAAAACUUCUGUUAUUUCAUCCGUGGAGAAAUGAAUUAACUGAUUUGCUGCCAGCAAAUUUCAAUACAUACAAAGAACACUAUGAGUCAUUGAAAGAAACAGUUGAUCAGAAAUGCUCUUAUUAUGAACACCAUGCAGAAGAAUUAGAAAUUGCUAGAGAUUUGGCAGAAGCAGAGUAUGAUGCAUUUGAUGAAAUUGCUCCUGGAACUCAGCAAGUAGAAGCCGAAACUGCUGAAGAAGAAACUGUGGAGUCAGAAGCAUUUAUAUAUUUCAAUCCUGAUAGAGCAGUUGAGCACAGGGAAUAUGAUAUUGGUAUUGAAAUUGGAUGUUCUGUCAGUGCUCCACAGAUAGUUACAAUUGAAAAUGUUCUUUCUGAUGAAGACUAUAGAUCUUUAUUGCAAUCAUUAAACGUAAAGCAGAAACAAUUUUACAAUCAUGUGAUCCAUUGGGUGAAAACCAAAGAUGCACCUUUAUAUACAUUCCUCUCAGGUGGUGCAGGUGUUGGCAAAAGUGUAGUUAUUAAAGCAUUAUAUCAGUCCUUAUAUAGAAUACUUAAUCUUAAAGAAGGUGAGAAUCCUGAUGACAUAAGAGUUCUUUUAUGUGCAUACACUGGAAAAGCUGCAUUUAACAUCAAUGGUUCAACCAUUUCAUCAGCCUUCAAACAAAAAUACAAACAAGCAAAUCAAACAUUAACAUGUGAUGCUUUGAAUACUUUUAGAUCAAAGUAUAAGAACCUGUCAGUUGUGAUUAUUGAUGAAAUAUCAAUGGUAAGCAAUGGAAUGCUAAACUUCAUUAAUCAGAGACUGCAAGAAUUGAAAGGAACAAGAACACCAUUUGGUGGUGUAAGUAUAAUUGUUGUUGGAGACUUGUUCCAGUUGAAACCUGUGAGUGGUGAUUGGAUAUUUAAUGAUUUAACUCAUGAUGCAGCAGCUCUCUCAAUAAACCUGUGGAAAGAACACUUUUCAUUGUAUGAAUUGACAGUAAUUAUGAGACAAAAAGAUGAUUUGAAAUUUGCAGAACUUUUAAAUAGACUAAGAAGCAAUUGUUUGACAGAUAAUGACAAAACUGUUAUAAAACAGUGUGAAAUAAACACAGAUGCACCAGAUUACCAGAAGGACUCACCACAUUUGUUUGCAGAAAAUUAUUACAUGCAUAUAUUCAAUGAAAAAAUUAUUAAUAGUUUAAACACAGAGAAAGUUUUAAUACCAUGUCAUGAUUCUGUUGUUUUUCCAAAACUAUCAAACGAAAAACAGAAAGAAGCCAUACAGAGAUUGCCAACAGAUCCAAACAAAACAGCAAAUUUACAUUGUCAAUUACUUGUUGUUGUUGGAAUGAUUUAUGAUCUAAUAGUUAAUGUAGACACUGAAGAUGGAUUAGCUAAUGGAGCUUCUUGUAUUGUAAAACAUCUAGAAUACAAGCAAGUAGAGACAAAUCGACCAAGUGUAAUAUGGGUGCAGUUUGAUGAGGAUGUCAAAUAUGAUCACAGUCUAAUGUCAUCACAUAUAUUUGGUCUUGCUGAAACACGGUUGUGCUUUUCUGAUACUGAUGCUGAGUAUGAUAUAGAUGGCUUUCACCUGAUACGAAAUGAUCAGUCAUCACAGUCACCAACUCAAAGACCUUCACAUGGAAUAGCUGUAUAUGUCAGAAAUGAACUGAAUAUAUCUUCAUAUUGCUCGUUUAAUUCAGAAAAUUUUGAAUUCACAAUUGUGAAGAUUGUGCAGGGUAAUCAAGAAGUGCAGUUUGUCGUGUUAUACAAAUCUCCAAAUAUGUCUGACAGUAUCUUUCGCACAUUCUUGAGAGAUGAACUGUUACAAAGA